UUGUGUACGGUGCAUGAUUUUUGUAUUAAGAAAAUGGCGUCUGCUGGAAUGGAGUUAAUGUUUAAUUCUGUCAAACCGAAAAUUAAAUGUCCACAAGAUGCAAUUGUAUGCGUUCUGCACUGGCAGAUCAUUUCAGCAGGCUACACAUGUUUAGGAAUUGGCGAAGAUCCUAUAGCCAGUGCCACCGAGGAAGACUCUGAGAUGCUGCCAGACGGAUGGAAUUCGGCUCCAGAUCUGUAUGUGCUGCAGUACAAAUCCUCCAAUGGACAAGCUUACAUGCUGAAAAUCAUAGUCGUUGAUGGAAUCAUGCUUGUACAUUUUUGGAGAGUGGCAGAUGACAAACAUGUCGCUACGAUGAAUAUUAGAAUAGCUGACUAUGCCACAGAAGACUACUCAUCAUACAAGAAGGCACUGAAGCAAGUCAGCACACUGUGCAAGGAUUUCAAGAGAGAGAUCCUGGACACUAUGAAACCAGCCAGUCCCAAACCCUCCCCAUCCAGCAAGGGCCGUAACCCUAGCAGGUCUCGUGACGAGGAUGAUGACCCCUUGAGGGUCCCUGGCACCGGGAGUCACAGGCCACGACCAACACCUGAAUGGCAGGACCCUGAUGACCCUUUCUCAGUGGGUCGAGGUGACCUUGACCCCUUCGGAAGGGGCGGGGGAGGCAUGUUCUUUGACCCCCUGCGUGGUGGCAGGGGUCCGCGGUUUGGAAUAGACCCAAGCUCUGGACUUCCCUCCAGGCUACCUCCAGGCGCAGUGCCUCCAGGGGCCAGGUUCGACCCUUUUGGACCCCCAGGGACCCAUCCAGGGCGCAGACCUGGGCCAGAUCCAGACCACAUGAGGCCACCCGACUGGGAGGAUGACAUGUUCAUGUAAAAGACCAGUCAAGUGAUUCUCCAUGUUAAAGACCAGUCAAGUGAUUAUCCAUGUUAAAGACCAAUCAAGUGAUUUUCCAUGUAAAAGACCAGUCAAGUGAUUCUCCAUGUAAAAGACCAGUCAAGUGAUUCUCCAUGUAAAAGACCAGUCAAGUGAUUCUUCAUGUAAAAGACCAGUCAAGUGAUUCUCCAUGUUAAAGACCAGUCAAGUGAUUCUCCAUGUAAAAGACCAGUCAAGUGAUUCUCCAUGUUAAAGACCAGUCAAGUGAUUCUCUAUGUAAAAGACCAGUCAAGUGAUUCACCAUGUUAAAGAAUAGUCAAGUGAUUCUCCAUGUUAAAGACCAGUCAAGUGAUUCACCAUAUUAAAGACCAGUCAAGUUAUUCUCUAUGUAAAAGACCAGUCAAGUGAUUCACCAUAUUAAAGACCAGUCAAGUGAUACUUGCAGGCUGGUCAUGUUUUAUGCUGUUUGCAAAAGCCAUUUCACUUUGCUCCAUAUGGGGGAAAGAGUUAAUAAAAAACGGGCCAAUUAAUCAAUACUGACAAGGCUUCCUCUGGAAGCAUAUUGGGACUGUAAGCAACAACAUUCACAGAUUCCUCGCUCCUGAAUCAAUAAACAAACACAUUCUAAGACUUUUAGAGGCUUGUUUACAUACAAAUACAUGUAAGUAAAUUAAUAAACAAUCUUCACAGACUGAUAAUGUGUUCAUGGAAUGCAGCAUCUUGUUAUGGUUAUAUUUAUUGCAUUGUGUUUUGUUUCUUCAGAAAUAAAUAAAAUUACACUUCUUA
Dreissena polymorpha is the source of this 1662-nucleotide messenger RNA. Its product is annotated as proteasome inhibitor PI31 subunit-like. Gene Ontology annotation, molecular function: proteasome binding; endopeptidase inhibitor activity. The transcript is spliced from 7 exons. Gene Ontology annotation, biological process: proteasome-mediated ubiquitin-dependent protein catabolic process. The record is from RefSeq and is a predicted model, not a curated record. NCBI's taxonomy places the organism in Eukaryota, Metazoa, Mollusca, Bivalvia, Myida, Dreissenidae. The coding region runs from base 34 to 876 and encodes 280 amino acids.